AUGUCUUUCCAGCAGCUUGAAGAUGAAUCAACCAGUGAUGCAUGGGAGAGAUUUAAGGUGCUUUUGCGGAAGUGUCCACACCACGGCAUCCUGCACUGUAUACAGGUGGAGACCUUCUAUAAUGGCCUCAAUGUAGCUUCUAGAAUGGUGUUAGAUGCCUCGACCAAUGGUGCUGUCUUGUCCAAGUCUUAUAAUGAAGCAUUCGAAAUUUUGGAAAGGAUAGCCAGUAAUAAUUAUCAAUGGUCCAACACAAGAGCUCCAACAAGUAGAAAAGUGGCGGGGGUUCUUGAAGUAGAUGCAUUAACAGCUUUGACAGCCCAAAUGGCUUCCAUGACUAAUAUUCUGAAAAAUAUGAGUUUGGGGAACAACAUUCAGCCAGCUGCUGCUAUUCAAAGUGGAGACAUUUCCUGUGUAUAUUGUGGAGAUGGGCACAUGUUUGAAAAUUGCCCUUCUAACCCAGCAGCAGUUUGUUAUGUGGGAAACCAGAAUUUUAACCGAAACAGUGGCCCGUACUCAAAUUCGUAUAACCCAGCUUGGAGGCAGCAUCCGAAUCUGUCUUGGAGGGGUCAAGGAGCAAGUUCCAGCAACACACCAGCACCAGUAAAGCAAGCUUAUCCACCAGGUUUUUCUCAGCAACCACGGGCUCUACAACCGCAACACCCUCAAGGCUCCCAAUCUAAUUCUUUGGAGAGUUUAAUGAGGGAUUAUAUGGCCAAGAAUGAUGCAAUGAUACAGAGUCAGGCAGCAUCUCUUCGAAACCUGGAAAUGCAGCUGGGGCAAUUGGCCAAUGAAUUAAAAAAUAGGGCGCAAGGUUCUUUACCUAGUGACACGGAGAAUCCAAGGAGGGAUGGGAAGGAACAUUGUAAGGCUAUCAAUCUAAGGAAUGAAAAAAUUCUGGAAAAUUCUGAGGAGAAAAUAAAGGGCAGUGGGGAGCCCACUUCAAUCCAAACCGAAGGAGAAUCGAGUAACAAAACUGCCCAGGAAGUUACUGAAACUGGCCCAGUUGCUACAGCAAAGGGUCAGCAAUCUGUCUCUGUAAAUUCUAGACCUAAACCGCCCCUUCCAUUUCCUCAGAGAUUUUGGAAACAGCAACAAGAUGGUCAAUUCAGGAAGUUUUUGGAUGUGUUGAAACAGCUGCAUAUUAACAUCCCCUUGGUCGAAGCACUGGAGAAAAUGCCAAAUUAUGUUAAGUUCUUACAGGAUAUCUUGACGAAGAAAAGGAGAUUGGGGGAGUUUGAGACUGUAGCUCUUAUAGAGGGUUGCAGUGCUAUGUUGAAAAGUAAGAUUCCUCCUAAGUUGAAAGACCCUGGCAGUUUUACAAUUCCGUGUUCUAUUGGAGGUCGGGAUGUUGGAAGAGCAUUAUGUGAUUUGGGCGCGAGCAUUAACCUCAUGCCAAUGUCUAUCUUUAAGAAGCUAGGUAUUGGUGAAGCACGACCUACGACUGUUACAUUGCAGCUUGCUGAUAGAUCCAUGGCUCAUCCCGAGGGCAAAAUAGAGGAUGUUCUAGUACAAGUUGAUAAGUUUAUUUUUCCGGCCAACUUUAUCAUCCUGGACUAUGAAGCGGAUAUAGAAGUGCCCAUUAUAUUGGGUCGGCCAUUUCAUGCUACGGGGCGUACUCUCAUUGAUGUGCAGAAUGGGGAACUUACUAUGCGAGUUAAUGACCAGCAAGUCACUUUUAGUUUGUUCAAAGCAAUGAAGUUUCCUGAUGAAGUUGAAGAGUGUUUAAGAAUUGAUGUGAUUGACACUCUAGUAGCUGAAAGACUUAACAAAAGUGUGGAAAAAGCUGCAAUGGAUACUCAGAUUUUUGAAUACUUUGAGGAUUCUAGUAGUGAGGAAGAGCAGAUAAUUACUUGGGUGGAUUCUUAUAAAAAAGCGAAAAAAUUCAACAAAAUUUUUGAGGCUUUGAAUCUGCCAGAAAAGCACUUCCAGCCACCAAAACCGUCUGUUGAAGAGCCACCGCAGCUAGAGUUAAAGCCGCUGCCCAGCCACUUGAAGUAUGUGUACUUGGGUGAAAAUGACACACUGCCUCUGAUAAUUUCUUCCUGCCUGGAGCCUAUUGCUGAAGUUACUGAAACAGCACAAGAGGGCUAUUGGAUGGACAAUGGCCGAUAUUCAAGGAAUUAG
Humulus lupulus (European hop) is the source of this 2124-nucleotide messenger RNA. RefSeq lists its product as uncharacterized. NCBI's taxonomy places the organism in Eukaryota, Viridiplantae, Streptophyta, Magnoliopsida, Rosales, Cannabaceae. The record is from RefSeq and is a predicted model, not a curated record. The transcript has a single exon. The coding region runs from base 1 to 2124 and encodes 707 amino acids.